AUGAUGCAAGUUGGAGCAAAUCAAUCAACUGCGUAUCACAGUCAACCGUCAUUAACUGCAUCAAGUGGUCAAACAGGCCGCUCAUCAUCAACAUCUCGUCAACAACAACAAUCUCAAUAUGAUACUGAACAGCUAGCAAAUAUUCGUCCUCGUUUAUGCCUAUUACGGAAGUGGCCUCAUUAUGACGGUUACGGUGUUCAUUUAGCUCGUAAUCAACAUUGGCUUGGUUUACGUAUUGGCGAUGUUGAACCAAAUAGUCCAGCUGAAAGUGGUGGUCUAUUAAGUGAAGAUGUUGUUCUUUCCGUGAAUGGUCAUUCCGUUGAAAAUGACGACUUUUUUGUUAUACUUUCAUUCAUUCAACAUGAACUUGAAGAUAAUGAAAUUCGAUUUCUAGUACUUGAUCCUCAUAGUGCAGAUUUAGCUCGACGUCAUCAUUUAAAUAUCGAUGAAAAUUAUCGAACAUGUGUUCGAAUGGAAACACCAACAUUAACUGUAAGUCCAGAAAAACUUCUAUAUGAUCAAUGGCGCACGAUCAGUAAUGCCGAUCCAACCGCAGUACAAAAUACCAUAAAUCUUGGCCCAACAGUUCCUUUAAAUCAAAAUCAACCAACAAGUAGUCAACAACAUCAAGAAAAAUUACCACAUGAAGGGCCUGAUAAAAAAUCACCUUCAACAAAUCGACAACAACAACCACAAGAUUCUACGCCACAGACUCCGUCUAAAUCCCGUACCGGUGAUAAUAAUGAUAAUAAAAAUAAAAAUAAAGCUAGUAUUAUCGAUCAUGGCAUUGACACUUUAGUUAAUCCAAAUAUUGGAGCUGCUAAAUCUGUUCCACCAACAAAACAUGAUGAUGAUGAUGAUGAUGAUGAUGAUUCUAUAAGUAAAAGUAGUGAUCACCUGAUCGAUAGAAACCCCACUACUGAUGAAUCACCAUUAUUGAAAAACGAAUACAAAGAUGAAGUUGCAAAACCAAACAAUGCUUCAAAUAGUAACGAUCAAGAAAAACCACCACCACCGUAUGAGAAUCUAUGGCAGGCUUCAUGUCAGCAGGAGGACACCAAUAACAAUUUAAGACCAGAACCACGUAUGUGUUCAUUAACUCUUCGACCAGGCAUUGAUACAAUUGGAAUAUCAUUACAACCUGAUAAAGAUUUUGGUCAUAUUAUAAAGCAUGUUGAACCAAGUUCUCUAGCUAAUCGUGCUGGUAUUGAACCAGAUGAUUGUAUUGUAUCACUCAAUCAUACGCCACUUCUUAAUAUUCCAUAUGAAGAUGUUUUAAAUACACUUAAGAAAAAUCGUAAUGAUUCAAAUCUUGAUUUUGUUGUUGCAAAGAAAUCUUAUUUACUUAAAUCACGUCAAAAAAAUGCAGUACUAAGUAAUACUCAGUCAGAUCCAUCGGAAAAAUAUUCGGAUACACCAUCAAAUACUACAGCUGAAGUUUUACCAUCAUCGAAUAUAUCUGGACGAAAUAUUCCAUCGACUACAGGAGCUGCAGAAGCAUUGGAAGAACUUUACAAUAAAUAUUCUAAUGAUCGGCAAUCACCAUUGAAUGAUAAAACGAAUUAUAAUCGACCAAGAGAAACAGUUUCAACAACAACAACAACAACAACAACAACAACAGAUGAAAAACAUGAUCGACUUUCACCACAAUUAAAUGAUGAUCGAUAUGCAACAAAAUCACAACAAGGACAAAUUUUACAAGGUGUCGGUCCAGCUACAGCUGAUCGAUCAUCAUGGGGCGCAUCCAAUGGAAAAUCAUCCGAUUUACCAGCACCUAUUAGUGGCGAUUCAUCAGUACGUUCAAAUAUAGGUGGUCGAAAACCAGAUACUGACGAUACAAAAGGACGUGGUAAUACAUUAGAAGAUGGUUUUAAACCUUUACAAGUUGGUAUUACUAAUCAAACAGGCAAUAUCUCACCUACUCCACCAAGUAAUCUUUCAUCGCGACCAACGUCAUCCAUCGAACAACGAGAUAGUUCACCAAAAGCUUUACAAAUUUCUGAUACAACAUCAACAAGUGCACGUGGCGAUAUACCUUCAUCGAGACAGAAUCAAUCUAUUCAAAAUAUUCCAGCAGCUAUACCCAUUGUACCUAUUGAUACAUCAUAUUCAACACCUGAUUAUGAGCAAAAAACUUCUCAAGUAGCUCCAUCAAAUCAAUCUGAUCUUCGUUUAGAAAAUACACCUGACUCUAAUACAAUUCCUACGAAGUCGAUGAGUGUUCCGAGUAAACCUAUCAAAGCCAAUGUACCGUUGCUUAUGUACGAUAAUGCUACGGAUGAUGAUGAUGAUGAUGAUCUAUCUGAUAUAUCAGAAAGAUCUCUUGAAGAUGAUACUUCCGAACCUCUUCCGAACAAACUUUCACAAGUUCUGAGUGAUGAAAGUGACAAUAUAGCCACACCAUAUUCUGAAUCAUUAAGAAAACCUAUUGUAUCAGGUAUUCAUAAACCAGAAACGACACCUGAUUAUGGAGAUGAACAAUUGAAUUUUCCUAAAGAUAUCAAUAACAAACAAGCAUUGUCUGCACCUAUGCCCGAUGUCGAUCAACCAUCAAUUGUACCAUCACCGACUGACAGACAGAUCGUACAAGCUCGUCGUCUAGAACAAUCGGACAGUGAAGAUACAACGUCAGGUGCUGAUUCUCAUAAUGCAAGACGAUCUAUUGGAGAUACAUUUUAUUCACCUGAUGAAUCCAUGGGUGAUAUGAAUGAUAUUGAUGAUCAACAAUCAAAACCAUUGCCUGCUCAUCUACAACAAUCGAUCAAUCCAAUCAAGUCUCUGGAUAAUAAACAAGAUCAAUCUUUAUCUAAACCUUUAAAUCAACAACAAAAGCUGAAAAACUAUCGUGAUGAGGAUUCGGAUCGAUCAAUUGAAUCUAACAGUGAAAACACACCUGUACCAUCAGAAAAAAUGAUGUUCGCUAAAAUGCCGAUAUCAGAAUUAAAAAAUUAUGGUUAUGAAUUUCAUAAUAUACAAUUGAUGCAACCAACUGAAACAAGUCCUGUGGGCCUUAAAUUAACUAAACAACAAGAUCCAUUACAGUAUAUUAUAACAGCCGUUGCUAAAGGUACAAAAGCUGAUUUAGCUGGUCUUAAAGUGAACGAUUGGCUUAUUAAAAUUGAAGAUGCUGACAUACGUACAACUGAAUUUUCUCAAGUAUCGCACGAUAUUCGUGAAUUAUUAACAAAUGCUGGUUUAAUUAAUAUGGUUAUAGCACGAAAGAAAACAUCAGUAUCACCACCAACAAUUCGAAAGAUUGAUAAAGAAUCAACACCAAUAUCACCCUCAUCACGAGCAGAUUCCUUGAGUCGUCAGCAAGGAGGACAAAUCCCAGCCUCCUUACUCACGACAGACAUCACACGUGAUACACCUGAUAAUAAUCAAGUUCGUUUUGUACCUGAUCGAUCUGUAAGUCCACCUACAAAUCGUUCUCAACGUUCACCAGUAUCGAAUCGUGAAAUAAAUACUAAUGCGCCUGGUGGCCCAUAUUCAGUUGGUUUAACAAAUCCAAUAUCUGAUGAAAAUCUAACAAAAUCACCACGUUCACGAAGUCGUUCACCAAGUCAUUCACCAACGCGUGAAUAUACAGUUAGUCAACCAGAAAAAAAAUCAUUAGAAGAAAGUCAAUCGGAAGAAUACGAUGAUAGAGAUAUACGUCUUAUUGUAUUAAAAGAAGCAUUAGGAUUAGAUUUCAAUUCUUUUAUUCCAGAAAGUGAUAGCCAAGUCCAAACACAUUUUAUUAGUAAUGUACAACCAUUAUCGUUGGCUGAUAAAGCUGGUUUACGUGAUGGCGAUCGUAUAUUAACAGUUAAUGACGUUGAUGUAACACAUGCUAUACAUGAAGAUGUUCGUCGUAUGAUGCAAACAAAAAAACCUUUACAAUUAACAGUUGUAAAUGAUCCAAAAUAUAUAGAAUUAAUUGAAAAUGUCAAACGUAAUCAAACUAAAACCGAAGGUAAUACACAUGAUAAAAAGAAUUCACCACCCCUCAAUCAUGAAACAGUUGAAUCAUUAGAAUCGGAUUCAACAGGUCGUUCUCGUUCACCGGUCAAACCUGUCUCAAGUGAUCCAAUUAGUGAUUUGAAAAUUUCACCUAGUAAAUCUUUAUCACCACCACCACCAUCACUAAUUGAUGACGAUGAAGAUGAAAAUGAUGAAUUAUCAAAGCAUCGUCGUGUUCUAUUUACUGAUGAUAAAGGAUCAGUUAAAAUAAAACAUUGUAUUUUACGAAAAGAUCCAACAUAUAAUGGCUUUGGUCUUGUAUUACGUUAUCAAAAUGGUCUUCAUUUAAUUGAUCAAGUCGAAGAAGGUUCGCCAGCUUAUAUUGCUGGUCUGCGUGAAGAUGAUAUUAUAUUAUAUGCUGAUAAGAAAAAUGUUGAACAGUUAACACAUGAUGAUGUUAAAAUAAUUAUACGAAAAUUAUCAGUAGCAAAUAUGGAUAUUGAUUUAAUAUUAAUGAAAAAAUCUGACAUACCACGAUAUGAAAGUUAUGAGGAAAAAAAUUCCAUUAAUUGGAAACCAAUAUUAGGCGAUAAUCGAACAGAAAAAACUGAACAAUCAACAUCGAGUAGUCUUCGUGGAUCAAAUGAUCAAACAAAUAAUCAACGUAAAUCAUUAUCAUCAUCUAAUAAACAAGCUGCACCUGUUGCACCAGCAUCAUCUACAAGUUCAUCGAAUUCUAAACCUGCUACUCGUGUUUGUAUUUUACAACCAUCUGCUGAUCGCACAGCUGGUUUUGCUCUGAGCGGUAAAACUGCGCCACCAUAUGUUAUAUGUCAAGUUGAAGGUGGUUCUCCAGCUGAGAAAGCUGGUUUACUUAUUAACGAUGCUCUUCUAUCUAUUAAUGGAAAAUUGGUAACUGAAACUACCUAUGAAGAAACAGUUAAAUUAAUUAAAGAAGCACUUCAAAAAAAGAACGUUGAACUUGUUGUUCGAGAAAAAUUAUCGAAUUCAGAAGAUAAUACCAAUAAUCAAUAUCCAACAAAAUUUUCGGUGGGUAGCAUCGAUAACAGUAGUUUAGGAAAUAAAGAAAGCAUUGGAGGAGAACCAAGUCAACAAGGUGCCAAUGCUGUUGAAGAAUAUCAAAAUCGAGCCAUCUCCUCCUCCUCUGCCGGCGGCAGCACUACUACUACGAAGAAAUUAGAAUCGGAGCAACAGCGAAAUAAAGAAUUAUCAUAUACAUUACGUCUUUGCCAUUUACUUGCAACUAAUGGCGAUGGUACACAAGCGGCAACAUUUGGUUUUGAAUUAAGUGAAGAUCCCGAUUAUGAAUAUCCAAUAAUAUUACGUGUUGAACCACAAUCACCAGCUGACGUUGCUGGUCUACAAUCACAUGAUGUAUUAUUAAAAAUUAAUGAACGUAAAACAAAAGGUUUAGGUUACGAUAAAGUUGAAAAAGAAAUUGAAAAAGCUAAACGUGAUGGACGAUUAGAAAUGCUUGUUGUUGAUCAAGAAGCAUAUGAUUAUUGUGAACGAAUGAAAAAGCCGUUAAAAGAGCCGGAAAUGAAAGUGAAGCAUAUCUUUCCAAAAAGUAGGUCAUCAGCAAGUUUUCAUAAAUUACCUAGUGCUGCUGCUGUGGCAGCACCAUCUUCAAUGUCACCAAGAGAUAGUACAGAGCAGUUAAGCAAUAGUAAUAUAAAAUCUAAUGGUAGUAUUUCAUCAUACGAUACUACAGCGGCUACUUAUCAUCUUGCGGUACCAAGAGAAACUGAUUCUGAGAAUGACGAUGAUCAUAAUGAAAAACAAAAUAUACCGGAAGAAAAAUCAUCUUCCCUGAACGCAUCACAAGCCAAGUCAGCACGUCAGUCACAUCCAGCAGUUAGUUUUGAUCUAUCUGCACCAGCUAAUACACUUCCUAAUGUUGCUGCUCAUUCACAUGAAUCACCAUUGAAAUUUGUUGAUCCUGCACAAGUCACAUCUCAACAACGAGGUGCUUCUUCAGCUGUUGAUCAAAAUGCGCCUACUACAUCACGAUCAACAACUUCACUAAAUCAAACAUCAGCUACAGAAUCAAAACCAUCAAAAGCGAAAUCUAUACCAAAUGCCAUUAAUAAUUUAUUUCAUAAAAUCGGAUAUUCAAAAUCAUCCAAACCUGACUAUGAUACUCCUCCAAAAACAAAAGCUAAUUCAAAAGCACGUGCACCUUCUCCACCAACUAUUCGUGUUGGACUUAAUCGAUUAGAAGAGUCAUGUGUUUCACAAUCAUUUGAUACGACUGGUAGUAAUACAAUUACUGCGCCUAUUUCAACUGUUCACGAUACAGUUCGUUCAACAGUAUCGACUGGAUCAUUCGAUUAUCUUAGAAAUCCUCGCCGAUGUGUACUCAAAGUAGAUCGUAACAAAGGUCUCGGCUUUGUUCUUAGUGCCACCGGUGACUAUGAUCAUACAAUAACAGCUGUUGAAAAGUACUCAGCGGCUGAUAUUGCUGGUUUGCAAGUUCAUGAUGAAGUAUUCGAAGUUGAUGGUGUCAAUGUAAGAAAUGUUAAAUAUGAGCAGGUAGUUGAAAUGCUUGUCUCUGCGAUGCGAGCAAAUGAUACGAUCGAAAUGCGUGUCAUUGGAGGUUCUUCUCGUGAUGCCUACCCAUCAACAAUUGAUGUUGAUAAGCAAACAAGUCCAAGUAGUUUAUUAAAUACGAAUAAUAAUAAUAAUACAGCAAAAAGAACAAAUCAUUCACAACAUAGAGAAGGUGUUUCAGGUGAUGAUCUAUCUGAUAUGAAUAGUUCAAUUAGUCCAUUUGAUAGUCUUAACCAACAAAAAAUUGCUACAAGUUAUCCAAAUUUACAUGGACAAUUGAGACAUCUUGAUCAUGUUACUAAUCGUGCUCUUAGUGGAAGUGUACCUGUACUCGCUACAGGAAUUACGGCUUCUCCAAAUAGUAUUCAUCUAGUAAAAAAUAUUUCAAUUUCAUCAGAAAAAGGUUCAAUAAGUAAAUUAUCAGAUAUUUCAACACAAGAUGCACCAGUUGCACGUCUUUGUCGUAUAAGAAAAUUUGCAACAUCACCAUUCUAUGGCUUUUUCUUAUGUGGUGAUCCGAAAAAACUCGGUCGAGUAUUCAUUUCGGAUGUAACAAAACAUUCACCAGCAGCUGUUUGUGGUUUACGUGAUGGUGAUCGUGUUAUUGAAAUAAAUGGUUCAAGUGUUGAUGGAUUAAUAUAUGAAACUAUCUUAGAUAAAAUAAAACACCAUAUGGGGCGUGAUGAUCUUGAGUUACUUGUACUUGAUAAAAAGUCUGUUCAAUGGUAUCGUGAAAGACAUUAUCCAAUAACAUCACGAACAUUACCAACUAUUGUGCAUAUUGAGCCAAUUAUUAAUGAUACAACAUCAGAGCAACUAUCAUCAGAAAUACCUGCUACACAUACAAAAUUAGUUGGAUUUGCAGAUCGACGAGUAUCAAAAACGGGUCUUUAA
Molecule: messenger RNA, 7407 nt
Organism: Rotaria socialis
Lineage: Eukaryota; Metazoa; Rotifera; Eurotatoria; Philodinida; Philodinidae
Source: the annotation of a GenBank genome assembly